This is a messenger RNA of Drosophila obscura, 405 nucleotides long. Its product is annotated as facilitated trehalose transporter Tret1-like. The coding region runs from base 1 to 405 and encodes 134 amino acids. Lineage: Eukaryota; Metazoa; Arthropoda; Insecta; Diptera; Drosophilidae. The record is from RefSeq and is a predicted model, not a curated record. The transcript is spliced from 2 exons.
AUGUCCCUUCACCAACAUUUCCAUUUUGGCGGCCCUGGUGGCCGUGGCGGUGGCCGUGGCGGUGGCCGUGGCGGUGGCCGUGGCGGUACAUAUGGCCGCACAAACACGUUGAAAGAAAGGAAAGAACGUAGGCAAGCCAUAUGCGACCGUGCCUUUAUGAUGAUUAUGGCCGCCCACCGUGGCGAAAGAGACGGCAUGGCAGUGGAAGGGCGCGCCUUGUUGGAGCGCUUGAGGCAGCAUAAUGUGCUGCCUCAGGUUUCGGUGGCCCCCCAGCGCGAGGCCCCGGCCCAGGAAUACGCGUAUGUGCCGGCCCCGGCCCCGGAAUACGCGCAAUAUAUGCAACAAGCUCAUUAUGUGCCGCAGGUGCAACAGGUCCCAAUGGACAAUAAUCAAAUGGAGCAAUAA